GAAGAGGAAGCGAAGAAGGAGCUGGAGGAGAACAAGCGCUCGCUGGCCGCGCUGGACGCACUUGAUACAGAUGAUGAGAAUGAUGAGGAGGAGUACGAGGCCUGGAAAGUGCGUGAGCUGAAGCGCAUCAAACGGGACCGUGAAGAACGAGAAGCCAUGGAGAAGGAGAAGGCGGAGAUCGAGCGCAUGCGGAACCUGACGGAGGAGGAGCGCCGCGCUGAGCUUCGGGCCAACGGCAAAGUCAUCACCAACAAGGCGGUGAAGGGCAAAUACAAGUUCCUGCAGAAGUACUACCACCGCGGCGCCUUCUUCAUGGACGAGGACGAGGAGGUGUACAAGAGGGACUUCAGCGCCCCGACCCUCGAGGACCACUUCAACAAGACCAUCCUGCCCAAAGUCAUGCAGGUCAAGAACUUUGGGCGCUCGGGGCGGACAAAGUACACGCACUUGGUGGACCAGGACACCACCUCCUUCGACUCUGCCUGGGGCCAGGAGAGCGCACAGAACACCAAGUUCUUCAAGCAGAAAGCAGCAGGGGUGCGGGACGUCUUAGAGAGACCCUCGGCCAAGAAGCGAAAAACCACUUAAG
Messenger RNA from Antrostomus carolinensis (chuck-will's-widow), 589 nucleotides. RefSeq names its product microfibril associated protein 1 (gene MFAP1). Lineage: Eukaryota; Metazoa; Chordata; Aves; Caprimulgiformes; Caprimulgidae. The coding region runs from base 157 to 588 and encodes 143 amino acids. The record is from RefSeq and is a predicted model, not a curated record. The transcript is spliced from 4 exons.